AAAUCCUGCCCAAGCCCACGGUGACGCCAAACCAAACCCUGGUGCUGGAGAACGGGACCUUCACCCUCACGUGUAACAGCUCCCCCAGCGCCGAGACCGUGCUCUGGCUCCGGGAUGGGUCGUCCUUCGCGCCCAGUGAGCGGGUGGUCCUGUCCCCUGACAACCGGACCCUCACAGUGCUGGGUGUCACCCGGGGCGACGCCGGCACCUACCAGUGCGAGGUCAGGAACCCCGUCAGCACCAACCGCAGCGAGCCCAGCACCGUGACGGUGGCCUAUGGGCCGGACUCAGCCAAGAUAGACCAGUCGGGAUCCAUUACCCUCGGGUCCCCUCUGACCCUGACGUGCGUCGCCGACUCCGUCCCAGCCCCGAGCUAUCGCUGGGUUCUCGACGGCACCGACACUAAAGAGACCGGGAGCAGCUUGACCUUUAACUCCAUUACUCAGGAUCACCAGGGCACGUACACGUGCCAGGCUCACAAUCCCAUCACCAACCUCACUGCCUCGGCAUCUGUGGCUGUGCGGUUAAGUGAGUCAGGCACCAGAAAAUGCCCUACCUGGGGGAGAGGCACGGCUGAGGCUGGGGCGAGGUGCAGGGGGAGCCAGGGCUGG
Messenger RNA from Terrapene triunguis (Three-toed box turtle), 611 nucleotides. RefSeq names its product carcinoembryonic antigen-related cell adhesion molecule 16-like. Gene Ontology annotation, biological process: heterophilic cell-cell adhesion. The annotation marks the transcript as partial. The transcript has 2 exons. Gene Ontology annotation, cellular component: cell surface. The record is from RefSeq and is a predicted model, not a curated record. NCBI's taxonomy places the organism in Eukaryota, Metazoa, Chordata, Testudines, Emydidae.